AUGGAUCCCAUCAAAGAAUACGGGUUUACUGCGGUCGACUCCUCGGCGACCAAGCUUUUGGCCACUGAUGCCCCGUCCACAGGACCUGUGUUCACAUCCGUUGCUGAAACGCCGGUCCCCAAGACGGCACUAGCCCAGCGCAUCAAUGACUAUGUCAAAUCUCGCCUCCCGUUGCCUGUCUACAACCACUCACUGCGUGUCUACCAUUAUGGUCUGGCGAUAAAGCGAUACCGCUUCCCCGAAUGGCACUUCUCUGACGAGACCUACUUCCUGUCUUGUCUCCUACAUGACAUAGGUACGACAGACGAGAAUCUGCAGGCAACGAAACUCAGCUUCGAGUUUCACGGGGGUCUGAUCGCUCUGGAUGUCCUCCAGAGCCCCACUCACACCUCUGUUGCUCCAAGGGAGCAAGCUGAGGGGGUGGCUGAAGCUAUCAUCCGGCACCAGGAUUUGUGUGAGAAAGGCAAGAUUACUGCCGUCGGGCAGCUUCUUCAGCUCGGGACAAUAUUCGACAACACUGGACUGUACGAAGACCUUGUCCACGAGGCUACGAUCGCGGAUGUUGUGAAGAGCUAUCCGCGGCUGAGACUGGAGUAA
Molecule: messenger RNA, 597 nt
Organism: Penicillium chermesinum
Lineage: Eukaryota; Fungi; Ascomycota; Eurotiomycetes; Eurotiales; Aspergillaceae
Product: putative urea hydro-lyase/cyanamide hydratase
Exons: 2
Coding region: 1-597 (198 amino acids)
Source: RefSeq, a predicted model, not a curated record